AACAGCACAAUGCCACUUUGUGUAUGUAACACACAUCGUUGAGAGCUCCAGACGAGUGUGGACGCCUCAGGCAUUUUAUUUCCCGACAGUUAUUUUGAACCGUGACGGCAAUGGACAUGUUCGCGGGCAAGACGCUGAUUCGAGCCGACGGCAGCGAGCACCCUGCCGAGGAGGUCCUCUGCGACGUCAAACUGGUGGCCCUGUACUUCUCGGCCCACUGGUGCCCACCGUGUCGCCACUUCACGCCCAUCCUGGCCGACGCGCACGCAGAGGCGAAGGAGGCGCUCGCCGGCUGCGCCGAGGUCGUCUUCGUCUCGCUCGACCGCUCGAAGGAGGACAUGGUGAAGUACAUGGAAGAGUGCCACGGAAACUGGUACGCCAUCAAGUACGAGGAUCCCUGGCGAGAGGAGCUGGCGAGGAAGUAUGUCACGGGCAUUCCCACCCUCAUCGUUUUCAAGAUGGACGGCACGGUGAUCAGUUCCUAUGGACGCGAAGAGGUUCAAGACCAGGGACCGGAAGCCUUUCGCCAGUGGGCCGAUAAGGCAGGCCGACCGUGUGCAGCUCUGUGUUUCGUUUCCUCAGCACAUUAUCGAACCGUGACUGACAUGGACAUCUUCAACGGCAAGACGCUCGUGCUUAAGGACGGCAGUGAGCACGCCGCCGACAAGGCCCUCGGCGACGCCAAAGCCGUGGCCCUCUACUUCUCGGCCCACUGGUGCCCGCCGUGCCGCAUGUUCACGCCAGUACUGGCCGAGGCAUACAAGGAAAUGAAGGAGGAAUGUGCGGCACCCAUUGAAGUUGUCUUCAUCUCGUCGGACCGCUCCAACGCGGACAUGCUCAAAUACAUGGAGGAGAGCCACGGGGCGUGGUAUGCCGUCAAGUUCGGCGACGCAUUCCAACAGGAGCUGAAGACCAAGUACGGCGUCAGCAGCAUUCCCACCCUUAUCGUCAUCAAGAGGGACGGCACCGUGAUCACCGCCAACGGACGUAACGACAUCCAAGCCGAGGGUCCGAGGGCCUUUGUCAAAUGGGCCGGUGCGGCAUAAUAUCGCCGUACCCGACCAGCCAUUUUCGCACUGUAGCCUUCUUUUUUUUGCCUUAGAAGCCUAGACAGGCCAGCUCUCUAUACGAUUGUGCUUCCAACUUAACGGUUAGCUACUGUUGCAAAACAAAACAAAAAAAUGUCUCUUUCGGCGCAACUCGUACACAGUGCUAAGUGUUACUGCUGAAAUUACAUUGAUUUCCCUGACCUAUGUCUGGGUAACAGUGUACGCUAGAUUAGUCUUUUUCUCAACUGACCACUUAAGAAAUAGAUGUAGUGCUUGUUUAUGAAUGUGUUAAUGGGAAUGUACAUUGCUGCAACUAGAUGUUGUUAAUGCAUUGUAUUGAGCUGCCAUGGACACUCAGGGGUGUUGUUAACGGUUAUGCAAGUAGGGAGGGUGUUUUAAAGUGGACCGACAAGUGGUCAACACAGGCAGUCGGCGAAACCUCUGGUGCAGCUGAAAAGGCUGAUGUGCUACGAUGCGUUUGUGAUUAUGGGUGGUUUUACGGUGAUAAGAUACAUAACUGCCCUCAGUGCAGGUGAGCAGAGGCGUGUUAUUACUACAGGACACAGUCCUAGAGAAAUUACUGCCACGCUGUGAUAGCCUCGCUCACUUUUAGUUGCGCCAUCAUUGUUUCGCAUGACGCAUAGUCACGCUUUUGCAGCCUGAAGAGCAACGCGAUGCCUUAUUCGAAGAACUGGCAUCGUGUGCACUGGCUUCGCCAAUGAAAAGUAAUUGAGAGUAAUGCCCAAUUUCUGUUGCACCAUUGCAACAAAAAAAAAUUCUUUGAAAAACACGUUGACCGUCUCUUUAAAUACUUACACAUCAGAGAAUUCUGUGGUCGAGUUUUUAUCGUAGCAGUCAUUGCGUAAUACCCUUUCGCCCCGCUUUCUUUUGUCAAAGUAUAUUUUUCACGAGUUCUGCAGGUAUUCUGCCUUAUAAAUUUUGCGUGUUGCAGGCCGCAGCCCAACCUAGCCCAAACAUGCCGUUUUGCAUAGCUAUUGAGAGUAUCAGUACUAUACCAUACUAUACAUAUAUAUAUAUCUCUAUCUCUGUGGCAAUAUAUUUACUUUCAGGGAGUUGUUAAUGUAUGCUUGUUAUAACCCGAUCUUUUUGCCCAAAGAAAGUGCUUUGUUCAUUUCCUUGUAUUAAACUUUCAACCCUUUUUUUUUUGCAUUACUUUUUCAU
Messenger RNA from Rhipicephalus sanguineus (brown dog tick), 2231 nucleotides. RefSeq lists its product as uncharacterized. Bases 111 to 1046 code for a protein of 311 amino acids. The record is from RefSeq and is a predicted model, not a curated record. Gene Ontology annotation, biological process: photoreceptor cell maintenance; sensory perception. Lineage: Eukaryota; Metazoa; Arthropoda; Arachnida; Ixodida; Ixodidae. The transcript has 6 exons.